AUGCUUCAGGAUUUAAUAGCCACUCUCGCUUCCGGGGCCCAGAUGUACUGGGCCUCCAGCGGUGUCUGGAUGCGCGUGGUACUGACAGUGUCGGCGAUCUGGAUUUUCUGGCGGAUAUGGAGGUUUACAAUCCUACCACUUUUCCGGCCUAACGAACCAGUUGAGCUACCAUACUGGAUCCCCUGUAAGGCCCCCUAUGCUAAAAUGGUUGAAGAACUAUCGCUAACAAGCAGCAGACUUUGUUUGCUGACAUGCAUGAUGAUCAGGACAUGCGGAAAACGCUUCGGGACACUGGAACCGUUCAGCAUGAUCAUCGCCGGAGAUCGAUACUACGUCAUCACCUCGCCGGAAGACACUCGCCCGUUCUUCGCCGACGUGAAAGCUAUGACUACGGACGGAUUCCUCGACCGAGCACUACUAGCGUUUGGCUGUGCUCCUGAGCGCCUGCACACGCUGUGGCAGCGAAACACGCCCACCAAAGUCAACCCGAAGGGCAAGAAUCUCAUCCAUUUGACACAAGACUUGUUCAAGCACGACCUAGUUCCUGGACCGACACUUAAUGUGCUAUUGGAGAGAUACCAAGGGGCUCUCGAUGAACUACUAUCUUGGGACCGCCUAGUGGGCGCCUAUCCAUCGCUAGUUAGCACGCAGACAGAGGCCAUCUCGCUCUACGACAUCUGCGCAGACUUUAUUGCCAACGCCAACCAGAUCGUCCUGUUUGACCGGGCGCUUCUGGCCAUCGAUCCAGACAUGGCAGUCGAGAUGCGGACCUUCACAGAUGAGCUUUGGAAGCUCGUGCACCGGUCACGAUUAGUUGACACCACGGAAGUCACUCGAAUCCUGCGCCAGUAUAGCUCCGCAUUCAAGUCCUACCUGCAGCUGCCACCCGAGGCGCGCCCGAACGAAACGCCUGUGAUCCGUACUUUGCUAGAGACAUAUGCCGAGCUAGGAAUCCAUGAGGACGACCGUGCCGCCAUGCUGGUCAUGAUUUGCUGGGCCGGCGAUGCCAAUGCCUACAAAGCUGCGUACUGGGUCCUUGCAUAUAUUCUGUACGACCCCCAGCUGCGGGAAAUAAUACGUCAGGAAACAGCACCCGCGGUCGGGCCAGACGGCAAGCUGGACUGGCCUUAUCUCGCUAAGCGAUGCCCACGACUCUCGUCGAUCUAUCACGAGGUCCUGCGGUUGACCAAGCGCGAUGUCAUUGUUCGACAGGUCGUCCGUGACACUGCCCUCGCGGGUAAGCGGUUACGGAAAGACAGCAUUGCGGUGAUACCGACCUGUCAGCUACAUGAUAACCCCGACACAUACGGGGCAGAUGCCGCGUCCUUCAAUCCCGAUCGCUUUCUGAAACAGCCCGGCCUGGCGCAAACCACAUUUUUCCCGUAUGGUGGGGGACGCCACUACUGCCCGGGUCGCUACUUUGUGGAGAUGGAGAUUUAUGGUUUGGUGGCACUGAUGCUAAAUCGAUAUGAGAUGGACCUGGCCUGGGCAGCACCCUUCCCGCGGCGCGACGAAAGCCUGGUCACGUUGGGCAUUUCACGGCCGGUUCCGGGAGAUGAUCUUCAUGUUACAUUAAAUUGGAAGGAGGGGAACAAAAAUUAG
Aspergillus oryzae RIB40 is the source of this 1602-nucleotide messenger RNA. Its product is annotated as cytochrome P450. Gene Ontology annotation, molecular function: steroid hydroxylase activity; oxidoreductase activity, acting on paired donors, with incorporation or reduction of molecular oxygen; iron ion binding. The coding region runs from base 1 to 1602 and encodes 533 amino acids. Lineage: Eukaryota; Fungi; Ascomycota; Eurotiomycetes; Eurotiales; Aspergillaceae. The transcript is spliced from 4 exons. The record is from RefSeq and is a predicted model, not a curated record.